UUUUCCUCCACACUUCCUCGGCUCUCCUCUGGCAGAUGGUGUGAAAGCGGCUGCGGACGAGAAGAGCCGGACUACUCCCCCCCGACACCCCUCCUCACUCGUCUCCUCCGACGAAGGGGUGGUCGCGCAGCCACUUUCAGCACCGAGCUCCCAACGAGCGCCCGGGCGCCGCGCGCUGCGCCACGGCCGGUCAACGCAGAGCGCAGGAGCCGCCGAGGGGAGAUCCGCGCGCGGGGGUCAGUCCGAGGGCCGCGUGCAGGGGCCGGUGCGCAGCGGUCACUUUGGGGUGGCCAGACGUCGGCCGGUUUUGGGGCCAGUUUGGCCAGCUACCGGAGCCGCAGGAGGAGGAGGAGGAGAAGGAGAGCCGACCCUUCCAGCGCCGCUCUCCAGGCGAUGCCAGUGUAAAUGCCAGGGCGAUGUCCCGACGCAAGCAGGGGAACCCGCAGCACCUGUCCCAGAGAGAAAUAACACCGGAGGUUGAGCAUCCAGAUGGCGCUCUGCUCUCCGACUCCCUGCCCCCCCACCCGCUCGGCCUGCCGACCCACCCGCUCGGCCUGCACCCCCACCCCCUCGACCCCAGCCUGGCCCACGCCUUGCCCCCCGGCCUCCACGUCGACCACGACCUGCUGACCUGCGGCCAGUGCCAGAUGACCUUCCCGCUGGGGGACAUCCUCCUCUUCAUCGAGCACAAGAAGAAGCAGUGCCAAACGCCGCUGCUGCCCAAUGGCUGCUACGACAAGAUGAACGACCGAGGCGGCGGCGGAGGGGGAGGGGACGGAGGAGGAGGGGGCAGCCCCACUCUGCAGAGUCUUCAUCACUUUGCCCAGCGGGGGGAGCUAAGGAAGGUGGUGGAGCCGGUGGAGAUCGGCAUCCAGGUCACCCCAGAGGAGGAGGAGGAGGUCGGGAGACGGGAACGAGGUGAGAGGGGAGAACAGACGCCCACCAAAGGAAUUUGCCCCAAGCAGGAGAACACACUGGCAGGCGGCAGGGACGAGCCCUCCAGCUACAUAUGUACUACCUGUAAGCAGCCCUUCCCCAGUGCCUGGUUCCUGCUGCAGCAUGCCCAGAACACCCAUGGCAUCCGCAUUUACCUGGAGUCCAACCCCUCCAGCACAGCCCUCACUCCACGCCUCACCAUGCCUCCGCCCCUGGGCAACGACUCCAUCCCGCAGUCCCCCCUCACCAACUUCCUAGGCGACAACAACCCCUUCCACCUCCUGAGGAUGACGGGGCCCCUGCUCCGGGAACCGCCGCCGGGCUUCGUGGAGAACCGUCUCCCCAACACGCCUCCGUUUGUCAGUCCGCCUCCCCGCCAUCACCUGGACCCCCAUCGGCUGGAACGCCUUAGCGCCGAGGAAAUGGGCCUCAUCUCCCAGCACCCCAGUGCCUUUGAAAGGGUGAUGCGGCUAACGCCGAUGGGCAUGGAGUCCCAGUCCAUGGACUUCUCCAGGCGGCUACGCGAGCUGGCAGGGAACACGAACAGCACCACACCACCGCUGUCGCCCGGCAGGCCCAACCCUAUGCACCGACUACUAAACACCAACCCCUUCCAACCCGGGCCCAAGUCGCCCUUUCUCAGCACCCCACCUUUGCCACCGAUGCCCCCAAACAGCACCACCCCUCCUCAGACACAGAACAAGGUCAAGUCCUGUGAGUUUUGCGGAAAGACUUUCAAGUUCCAGAGCAACUUGGUGGUGCACCGGCGCAGCCAUACUGGAGAGAAACCAUACAAGUGCCAGCUGUGCGACCACGCCUGCUCCCAGGCAAGCAAGCUCAAACGCCACAUGAAAACCCACAUGCACAAAGCCGGAUCCCUGACGGGUCGCUCGGACGACGGUCUGUCCACCACGAGCUCCCCGGAGCCAGGCACCAGCGAUGUCACGGGCGAGGGCAUGAAAAACCGGGACGGGGACUUCCAGGGCGAAGGCAAUGAGGAGGAAGAGGAGGAGGAGGAAGAAGAGGAGCUUGAGAAUGAGAGUCGGCCAGAGUCAAACUUCAGCAUGGAGUCUGAAUUCUACCGGAACAGGGAGAACGGAGCCAAACCUCAUUCAGAAGAGAAGUCAUCCAUAGCCCUCGACAAGAUGGUAGAAGGUGGGGGACUCAACUCGAUACAGCAGUACAAUAACUUGAUAGUUGACAAUCGUAAACGGUUGCCCUUCUCCAAGAGGGGCUCGGACGGCCAGCGGGACACUGGAGACGAGGAUUCGGUGGUUGGGGAGAUGAACCACCACCAGCAGGAAGAGAGGACAACCAUUAAUGGCCGGAACUGUGGCUCCGGUGACUCUUUCUCAGGCCUGUUUCCCCGCAAACCCACCCCCAUCACCAGCCCCGCCCUGUCCAACUCCUCCAACAAGAGGAUCAAGAUCGAGAAGGACUUGGACAUCCCCCCAGCCCCUCACAUCCCCUCCGAGAACGUGUACUCCCAGUGGCUGGUGGGUUACGCCGCCUCCCGCCACUUCAUCAAAGACCCUUUCUUAGGCUUCACUGACUCCAGACAAUCGCCCUUCGCCACUUCCUCCGAGCACUCGUCGGAGAACGGCAGCCUGCGGUUCUCCACGCCCCCGGGCGACCUGCUGGACGGCGGCCUGUCGGGCCGCAGCGGCACCGCCAGCGGGGGCAGCACACCUCAUCUAGGCGGGGGCGGCGGCCCCGGUCGACCCAGCUCCAAGGACAGCCGGCGGUGCGACACCUGCGAGUACUGCGGCAAGGUGUUCAAGAACUGUAGCAACCUGACGGUGCACCGGCGCAGCCACACCGGCGAGCGGCCCUACAAGUGCGAGCUGUGCAACUACGCCUGCGCUCAGAGCUCCAAGCUCACGCGCCACAUGAAGACGCACGGCCAGCUCGGCAAGGAGGUGUACCGCUGUGACAUUUGCCAAAUGCCCUUCAGUGUGUACAGCACUCUGGAGAAACACAUGAAAAAGUGGCACGGAGAACACUUGAUGACCAGCGAGGUCAAAAUCGAACAAGCAGAGAGAGUCUGAAGAAAGUUGACUAUUUCCAUACUCUGCUACACACUUUGACUGAAAUUCAAACAAAAAAAAAAGAAAAAAGAGAAAAAAAAAUGGGGUAGCUGGAUGUUUUUUUUUUUUUUUUUUAUAAAAUGUUAAUUUUUUUUGGGUUUGUUUUGUGUCUUUGAUUAAAAAAACUGCCAACUGAGAAAAAAAAAUGAACACAGAGAUCUUACACCAACUGAAGCUGUCUAAACUGCCUCAUUUGGCAUUCAUUUUUAAACAAUCAGUCAGUUGAGUUAUAAAAAUGUGGAGCCUUUAACUGUGCAAUAAUUUCUGUAUUUAUUGGAUUUUGUAUUUUGGCAUGUGCAGGUACAUUUUUAUUAGGCAUUUUUGAAAAAAAAAAAAAGAAGUUUUACGUUUACUUUUUCGUUUUGUUGUUUUUCAGAAUCCAUUUGAUAUCCUGAGAGUUCUUUAGAGGAAAGAUAUCCAUUUUAAGUGUUUUUUUUUUUUUUUUUUAAUGGCCACUGCUUGUAGGAAAUUGUAUAUUAAGCUAAAUGUGUAAUUUCUUGAAAAGAUGCUGAAUUCAAUCUCCAAUUUGAAAGUGGCGUGAACUGAGAAUGCUAGAACUAGUCUAUUUUGUGUGACGAUACGCGGACAACAAUCCUUUGGCAUUGUAGCAUGAACUGACUCUAAAACAUGUCAAUAUAAUUGGAUAUGUAGCACUGAGUGUCAUAUUUGACGGUAAAUGUAAAAAACAAAACAAAAAAAAAAAAAACCAGAGUGAAAGAGGAUCCCAAGGUUCAUAAACCCCGCCUCCUCACGAGAAACGCCCAAACCAGCCAGAAGGUUCUCGAUAAGGCAGCUGCUGACCGGUACGUAGUGCCAAGCUCCGACGAACGCUACGACAACCAUCCCUCCACACACUCCUCCUCUCACAACCAUUCCACCUACAUUCAUGUCUUAUGUUUUGCAGGAAGCCAAAUGAUCCAGGCUGUGUUAUUUAUUUAACGAGAGCAUGAAGCCAUGAUGAGUAUGCAUAGGAAGAGAUGGAAGAAGGAGAGAGAGAGAGAGAGAGAGAGAGAGAGAGCACAGGGUACAUCUCAGGGUAAACUUUACUACUUUCCUUACUUUACCCAAUUCAUUCCUGCUCGGCAAACCGCUUUUCAAGGCAUUUUCAUGUCAUCUUUAGACCUGGUGAGCAGACACAGUUUCGAACUCUCCCUCAAACCCAAACCGGGCAAAUCUCCAAGCUUUGUGUCAAAAGCCACUUAUUUUUAACCAGUGUUUCAAAUUUGAGCGUUAAUCUGUUCAGAAAGGGUUAAAUGUUUAUGCAUACAUGGCAGACGCAGCCACUUUAAUUAGAUUGGUUAAAAUAGUACACACACAGACACAGACACACACACACACACACACACACACACACACACCCUAAAUCUGCAUCCUAUGCAUUUCUUGAGCUCAAAUAUAUUUGUUGAAAUGACAUUAGUGGUAAAUUUUGACUUGUUAAUGUUCUCGUGGUGCUUAUAAUUGUAUAGUCUGAAUAAUGAAGAAUUAGGAAUUGGGAAUUCCUCAAAGUGUCAUUAUGUCAAACACGUUUGUGGAGAAGAGGACAAUGUAUCAGUGUGUGCUGGAAUAAUAAAUUUCUAUGAAGACAAGUGGCAUCAGUUUGCUCCAUUUCAAAAAACAUAAUCAUGACCUGAGUUGAUUGCUUUUCUUAAUCGAUGUCCCCAUUCACUGUCUGAACGGCACUUUUUAAAGAACAAACAAAUCAUACUCCUUGAUUUCAAAGUGAAAAUCUCACAACAGACCUGCACUUUAUGAUUUGUUUUUUUUUUUCCACCACUUUUCACACACACACACACACACACACACACACACACACUCACACACACACACAGCUGGACAGAAAAAGGUACGUCAAGGGUCUGGAGCUUUGGGAUCUCCGAAUGCUGAAGUGCCCCGGGUUUUCUCCUCACGCCGGCACUAUAAAAAAAACAAAUAAUUUAAUAACUAAACUUAAUUUAUUCGGGACAGUUUCUGUACUGCCAUUCAAUUUGACAUGAGUGUGCCUUGAAUCCUUUAGAUAUUGAUCUUCCUAUUUAUUGUCUAAGACAAAUGCAACACUUUUUAUAGAGUGUCAAAUUGAACUCGACGUGGAAAUAAAAAAGUGUAAAAUUGACGGAAUUAUUUGAAUUCAUACAAACGAUGCUGAGUUUAGGUUUUUUUGGGAACGCCCAGCACAAUAUUAACGUGUCUGUGUGUGUAUAUAUGUAUGCAUAUGUACAUAUAAAGGCACAAAACCUUAUAUAUAGAUCUAUAUCGAAAUUCCUUCACUCAACUGGGACAAAGCGUCCGUCCCUCAGCAGGACACUCCGGGAGCGGACGACCAAAAGCCACACAAAAAGUCAAGGAAGAGACUGGAAAAUCAGGAAAACGUUUAAAAAGAGAAAAAAGUGAAGAAAAAAAAAAGAAUUUAGUGCACUCUGUCUUAAAAUAAGUUUACAGUAUUGAUACAAGUACAAGGGUAAAAUAUUUGUGUGUAUGUGUGUUUUAAGCAAGUAUUUUAUUUUCAGGUUUGCUUCUGAACUUUCUCUGAAUGCCGAAGAGUGGCAACGUGUAUAUUGUUUUUUUUAAUAUUCUUUUGUCUUUUUCUUUCUUUCUUUCCUUCAUUUCUUUCUUUUUUUUUUUUUUUUUUGGUGGCGGGGUUGAGUAUAUAUAUAAAUAUAUAAAUAUAUAUGAAUAUAUAUGACAUUUUUCUUGUUUACUGUAAAAGUAUACCAGUAUUUGUAAUAUUGGAGAAUGCCUGGGCAUUUUACAAAAAUAUAAAAAAGUUUUUUGUUUGUUUUUUUUAGAUUUUAUUUUUUUUUUUAAUUAUUAUUUUACAGUCCAAUUUAAAUUGUGGGUCUCUUAAACUGUUUUUUGUCACUGUAACUGUAAAAGUCUUAAGUUUUAGUAACUUUAUUCUGCCUUGGGUGUAAUGAAAUUAAAAAAAUAAUAAAUGAAUU
Messenger RNA from Salarias fasciatus (jewelled blenny), 5959 nucleotides. It is a transcript of the gene bcl11ba, whose product is annotated as BCL11 transcription factor B a. Gene Ontology annotation, molecular function: RNA polymerase II cis-regulatory region sequence-specific DNA binding; DNA-binding transcription factor activity. The transcript is spliced from 3 exons. Lineage: Eukaryota; Metazoa; Chordata; Actinopteri; Blenniiformes; Blenniidae. Gene Ontology annotation, cellular component: nucleus. Bases 417 to 2984 code for a protein of 855 amino acids. The record is from RefSeq and is a predicted model, not a curated record. Gene Ontology annotation, biological process: positive regulation of transcription by RNA polymerase II.